AAGUGAGUUGGUUCAACAAAUCCACUUUUGCAGACACAACAAGCACUUCAGCAUCUAAACUUCUGGUGAUGAACAAGCUCAAGGAGUGGGCCUCUAGUGCUGUGCCGAAGCAUUCGGAUGACUCCAGUGGUGAAGAUCGUAACCCGAGCGAUGAGACAAUAAGGAAAACCGAAAGACCUCGUGGUCACGCACAUGACUGUGGUAGGCGUGACGACGCUCAACAUGGCCACCGUCAAAGUGGCGACGAUCAAAUGGGACGCGAUCGGCGCAUGGGUGACAGAGACAGCGAUCAUGGGCGUGACAGAGGACGUCAACCUAUGCAUUCCCAAAGUGAUGAGAAAGGGGGUGGAGAUCGGCAUGGCGGCCAUCACAUGGGUGCCGAUGAGUUUGGCAGUGAACAGCAGCAUGGAGGCCGUGAAACUGGUACUCAUCCUUCUGGCGGUGGGCAAUUUGGUGAACGAUCACAUAGCACCCAGGAAGGUAGGAUGGGCAGGGAUGAAGGCGGCGACAGAAAGUUUGACAUGAGUGGUAGCCAGAUGGCCGGCAAUCAAUUCCCAUGA
Messenger RNA from Dicrocoelium dendriticum, 560 nucleotides. Lineage: Eukaryota; Metazoa; Platyhelminthes; Trematoda; Plagiorchiida; Dicrocoeliidae. The record is from the annotation of a GenBank genome assembly.